CACACUAUCGGGGGAUAAUACGCAAGGGAGGCUGUGCUGUAUCAGGUAGCGCCGACGAGCUGAGGUAAUAGGGGACCCGAAGCUGAAAAGGUGUAGGCAAGGGCGAUGAUUGAACGAGGGACAAGACUGAUGAAGACGCCUAUAAGCCGCACCAACCACCAGAAUAAAACCAAGAAUGGAGGGGAGGGAGGAAACGAAGGAGGUAGAGAUGAUGAUAGAUUAGAGGAGGUUGAGACAGAAAAAGAGAGGGCGAGGGCGAAAGAAUCAGGAGAAAAUAUGAGACAGAACAGAAGUGGUAAAAAAGAAGAACUAAUCACAAGAAAAUCGACACAAUAAGAAAGAGACGAGAAUGAAAUGAGAAAAAGAAAAAGAUAAGAAAAAGAAAAGCAGAAAAACAAAAAUGAGGAUCAGGGGAAAAGAUGAUUGAUGAAUGACCGGGAUGAAAG
Aspergillus japonicus CBS 114.51 is the source of this 446-nucleotide messenger RNA. RefSeq lists its product as uncharacterized. The record is from RefSeq and is a predicted model, not a curated record. The transcript has a single exon. Lineage: Eukaryota; Fungi; Ascomycota; Eurotiomycetes; Eurotiales; Aspergillaceae. The coding region runs from base 106 to 336 and encodes 76 amino acids.